Molecule: messenger RNA, 1938 nt
Organism: Symbiodinium natans
Lineage: Eukaryota; Dinophyceae; Suessiales; Symbiodiniaceae
Source: the annotation of a GenBank genome assembly
AUGCAAGUGAAGGUUGUGCUCCCGAGCGGUGAGGUCAAUGUGCCUGUGGAGCCAAAUUCCACGCCUGGACACCUCAAGGAAAAUCUAAAGUACAGCAUCCGCGUGCCUCCAAAGCAGAUCAAGCUUACAUGCGAAGGCCGGGAGCUCGACGACAUCAAGCCGCUAGUGGGUGAACCAAACAAUGUCACGGAUGGGGCGGUGCUCGUUGCAGAGAGGCGAGAAGGUGUCGUGGAGGACGAAUCGAUCGUCCCGAAAUCAUCGCCGCCACCGGCCAUGAUUCGCAAGGAGGAGCCUCCUAAGCCGAAGAAGCCCAAGAAGGAUGUCGUGAGACCGACCUUGUCUGAGGGAGAUGUCAAGAAAGACAAGACGCUUUCGCCAGGGCACCAGGGUUGGGCAGCGAAGUCCGCAUACCUUGAGGCCAAGUCGAAGAAGCGACACAUGGCCUUUUUGAAGAUUGAGAACAGCGAGGAAAAGAAGGCUUAUCCAGAACACGAGGAUUUCUCGGUUGCGCUGCCUUUGGGAGAUCCGCAGUGCUCUCCUGUGUGGACAGCAGUAGUGCAGCAGCUGGAGAUUGGCGAGAGAGCCAGUUUUACGCUUUCGCGCAAGGUCCUGGAUUUCAAUCCAGAAAGCCUAGCUCCAGAUGACUACUGCUCAACAUGGGAGGUGGAGCUGAUCCGCGUGGCGGAAGUUGAAGACGUGGCGGAAGACUUUCAGCAGCUUCUGGAAAUCGAGAACAGCGGUUCGAAAGAUCGGGCAGAGGACUUGGAUGCUGCGGCUGUGCACUGGCGUGUUCGGAGGUGGAUGCCUGAGGGCACAUUUUGCAUUGCCAGCAGCCGGGAGCGAAUUGCCAUUUUGCCCGGCUAUGGUUUAGUGCCCAUUGAAGACCAGAAUGCACCUCCGGUGUCCGUUGCUGUUGGCGAAGGCCAACAGGAGGCAGUGGAGCUCAUUGCAUCCCGCGUUGGCCCGGGUGGCAAGGGCCACCUCUACCUCAAGAGCCAGGCUUUGAAAGCAAAUCGGCCAAACGGCUGUGUCAUCAUGGAUGUGGAGCUGGUCGCCUUGGAUCCCUGCCGAGGGCCUGGCACGCCAGGCUGGAGGGGGUGGCAGAGCCUUAUCAGCGAGCGUGAGACUGGCGACAGCUGGCUGGACGAAGCGGAUGGCCGAAGGAAGCAGCUCGAAACUUUCGGGACUCUGCGGAAGUCCACCGAGGACUCCAAGGGUGCGGAAGCACAUGUGGCAGAGCAGGUGCACAAAUACGCCUAUAACGCAGAACGCCGCUAUCGGCGUGGCCUCAAGUGGAUAGACAUGGACAAGAAGGACGAUCGCAAGCUGCAGCUUGAGCAGGCAACGCUGAGGAUGAGGCUAGCAAAGGCAAUGUCGCUUGCUCACAUGCGAUUCGGCGAGAAUCCGGAGCCAGCGGGCGAAGCUGAGAAGGCGGCGUUGAAAGAAGCACGCCAGCUGCUAGCAGAGGUUUUGAAAGUCAGCGAGGCUCUCAACAACGACUCCGUGAAGUAUGAAUGCAUGAAAAUGAAUCUGCAGGUAUGCAUCCAAGAUGAAGAUGUUGCCGAAGCUAGAAAAGUACUCUCGCAGUUGCAGGAGGAGAGGCCUGACGAUGAGGACCUCAAAAGCGACAACGCCAGGAUCAACCGACUUGAGAACGAGCUCUCACUGAAGAAGGGAGCUGGCACUGUAGAGGAGCUGCAGAAAGAUCUGCAGCAAGCCGUGACUGCAGGCGACAAGCCGAAAGUUGGUGAGAUCCUUGAAGCGUUGCUAGGGAUGUUCAAGGAGAGCAAGGUGACCUAUGAUGCAGUCAAGAACUGCAAGGUUGGCAAAGAUGUGGGCAAUGCAAUGAAAAUGGGAGACCCCGACAUUGCUGCCCUUGGUCGAAAGGCAGUCGGCGAGAUCCAGGCUCUUGCGCAGAGGGCGGCGCUGGGCAUCUAA